Vespa mandarinia (Asian giant hornet) is the source of this 552-nucleotide messenger RNA. Its product is annotated as lysine-rich arabinogalactan protein 19-like. NCBI's taxonomy places the organism in Eukaryota, Metazoa, Arthropoda, Insecta, Hymenoptera, Vespidae. The record is from RefSeq and is a predicted model, not a curated record.
AUGUACAUGAUAACAUUCUCUAAGAUGCUACACAUUUUACGAAUAUCUACGUCAGGACUCAAAUAUCUUGGACCAGCAGCAUCUUUAGUGUUUAGGUUUAGCCUCGCCCAUGGAGUACUUAGCUCCGCACCUACCAGUUUAGCCAUGAUCCACGGGUACUUAGCCACGCCCCCUACCGGUUUGGCCACGCCCUCUGGGUACUUAUCCCCGCCCUCUACCGCCACGCCCUCUGGGUACUUAGCCCCGCCCCCUGCCGGUUUAGCCACGCCCUCUGCCGGUUUAGCCACGCCCUCUGGGUACUUAGUCCCGCCCCCUGCCGGUUUAGCCACGCCCCCUACCGGAUUGGCCACGCCCUCUGGGUACUUAGCCCCGCCCCCUGCCGGUUCAGCCACGCCCCCUACCGGAUUGGCCACGCCCUCUGGGUGCUUAUCCACGCCCCCUACCGAUUUAUCCACGCCCCCUACCGGUUUGGCCACACCCCCUACCGGAUUGGCCACGCCCCCUGGGUAUUUAGUCCCACCUCCUACCGGUUUGACCACGCCCCCUGGAUAA